AUGACGUCGCAGCAGUCCAUGACGUCAGCCCAGCAGACUCCAGAGCCAAAGACACAACCUCAGUCCCAGACACAACCUCAGCCCCAGACACAACCUCAGCCACAGACACAACCUCAGACACAACCUCAGUCACAGACACAACCUCAGCCACAAUAUUCCCGACAACCUUCAAGACUCCGGCAACCUUAUCCCGCACAGCGCCGCCUACCGCCAGAAGUACAAACUCAACUACCACAAUACAAACAGACAGUGCAUCACGGCCAGAUACUCGAUAAACAAUCAGAUCUCCCCCAGACACCGUCUCCGCCUAAACAAUCACCACAGUCACAAUCAAGUCAGAGCCGCACCAAACCAACUCCCCCUCCUAAGCCACCAAAGCCACACAGAACCUGUCAGUCGGCGGGGAACAAGCCAGUGUCCCCACUGAAGUCUACGACAAGCAGCUCUUCAAACCCACUGACGAAGCCCAAUCUUACGACCUCACUCCCAGCUGCGGCGCCCCAGUCUCAGGGCAGCUCAGUCCAGCAGCAAAAGGGAGAGGACUCAGCGGGACUCAAGCCCACCACCAAUAAACCAAAGCAACGUAACAACCUCUACUCCAUUUUCAGAGAUCGCGACCACCGUCGGUGUCUCUCGGCCUCCUUGCAGCAAGAAUACCAGAAGGACUAUCAACAAGAAUUCCUCCCGGAUCAGAAGCAAGGAAGCUCUUCCACGACCAGCAGCUGUGCGUUAUUUGCCGGAGCCGAGGACGACUACGGGUUCAAGGUGGUGCCUCAUGUCGUGUGA
Procambarus clarkii (red swamp crayfish) is the source of this 786-nucleotide messenger RNA. Lineage: Eukaryota; Metazoa; Arthropoda; Malacostraca; Decapoda; Cambaridae. The record is from RefSeq and is a predicted model, not a curated record.